Messenger RNA from Gastrolobium bilobum, 828 nucleotides. Its product is annotated as transcription factor MYB8-like. The coding region runs from base 1 to 828 and encodes 275 amino acids. The transcript has 2 exons. The record is from RefSeq and is a predicted model, not a curated record. Lineage: Eukaryota; Viridiplantae; Streptophyta; Magnoliopsida; Fabales; Fabaceae.
AUGGGAAGAGCUCCUUGUUGUUCCAAAGUUGGGUUGCACAAAGGUCCAUGGACUCCUAAAGAAGAUGCAUUGCUUACUAAAUAUAUUCAAGCUCAUGGAGAAGGCCAAUGGAAAUCACUACCAAAAAGGGCUGGGCUUCUUAGAUGUGGGAAAAGUUGUAGACUUAGAUGGAUGAACUAUCUAAGACCAGAUAUAAAGAGAGGGAACAUAACUACUGAAGAAGAUGAUCUUAUAAUCAGAAUGCAUUCACUUCUUGGAAAUAGGUGGUCUCUCAUAGCUGGAAGAUUACCAGGCAGAACAGAUAAUGAAAUAAAGAACUAUUGGAACACCCAUCUCUGCAAAAAGCUGAAAAAUCAGGGAUCAAUAGAUAAGUCAUCUUCAGAUGCUGAACAAGAACCUGCCAGUGCCAACAAAAAGAAGAAGAAGAACAAGAAGAAGGACAAGAAGAAAGGCACAAAUGCAGAGCCACCUAAGACACAAGUUUAUCUACCAAAACCUAUAAGGGUUAAAGCUUUGUCACUACCAAGAACAGAUAGUACCAAUUCAGCUAGUGGAUCAACAAGCCAAGAGAAACAAGAAAGUCCAGGAACAACAAAAGAAGUAACAAACAUGCUAUGUGAAGUUGGUAAUGUUGGAGAAAACGAUGGUUUUGGAUUUUUUGGUGAAGACCAUGACCUAGUCAAUAGAUUAGAUGUUGAAUAUUGCCAAUCUUAUUUUGCCACGGAUCAUGGUACACUUGAUAAUCUAUAUGAAGAGUACUUGCAGCUCUUGAACAUGGACCAUAGCCAAUAUGAUUUGGAAUCUUUUGCAGAAUCUUUGUUGGAGUAA